Adineta steineri is the source of this 428-nucleotide messenger RNA. The record is from the annotation of a GenBank genome assembly. NCBI's taxonomy places the organism in Eukaryota, Metazoa, Rotifera, Eurotatoria, Adinetida, Adinetidae.
AUGUCAUUGAAAGCAUUUCCAAUUAUUUUCUUUAAUAUGGGCGGUGAAAUGAUAUAUAUAUUAGAACAACGUUUAUCAGCUCAAGAAAUUAUUGAUCAAAAAUCAGUUAAAGUGGUUAAUGAUGUUGUUAGUGCGAUGUUUGAAACAAAAUUUCUCGAACAAAUUCUUCGACCACAAGAACUUUAUCCAAAUAAAUAUGUUAAACAUAUCUUUGAAAAAUUAGCUCAUUCAAGCAUUAUGAGAUUAAAUGAAGCUAGUAUGGAUAAAGUAUGUAGUCUUAUAUGAUAAAUAUAAUGUUUAGUAAAACAAUGAUAAUUCAUAAUUUCCUUUUUUUAACCCUUUGAGUCCCGGUGAGACAUAUAUCUCCCACCUAGCGAAAAGUUCUAGUUUUCAAAAAAUUUCGAAUAUAUUUAACAAAUGUUCGUAGU